AUACCAGCUUCAUCAGAUGAAUGGCAAUAUGCUGUAGCUCUCUUCCUUGAGGACUGGGCUGGCCAGCUUUCUGCAGAAUAGUCCCAGCGCCACAGGCAAAGUCAGGUGAGUUUGUUGACCUUUUCUGAAAAUAAGUGGUGUACACCCAAGUGAGGCUGUGUCUGGGGAGUUCUGGGGAGCCUUUUACAUAGUGCUUGGUCACAGCGGUACUUGAGGCUCACCAACCUGGAACACAAGAUGGAUGCAGAGAAAAUCAGUGGCCGAUGGUCCUUGCCAAGACUCCAGCUGCCGGGGACUUGGUCCAGUUUGCCUCUGUGCAGCUUGCUGGCCAUGAGAAGACAUUCUUUGCUGUCUGUGCUUUCACCAUCCGGACAUGUCAGUGAGUGAUGGCUGAGGGUUUUCACGCAAACGCUGUGCCUGCAUUGCCAACUCUACUUGGGUGUCAGCUGAGAGUCCCCACAUGGGCAUGAAGCAAAAUUAUGUUUGAGUUCACUUCUUACACAUACAUAGGAUGGAAUAACAGAAGAGAAUUCAAGAUUUGAUGAUCCUCCAUUCCUGCUCAGCUGGCAACAAGAAGGAAGUUCUGAUGGUGGCCAUCCUGGCUCAGGAAAACUGAUGGUUUGGUGAGGGAAAAUGCAUACAAAUCAUAGAAGUGGUUUUAAGAGCAAAACAUAACCCUGGAAAGGGUGGUGACAAAAAGAACGGAAAGUUCUAUGUCUUUCUGUCCUGAUGAGAAUGCCUUGGGUUCUUGGCUGAUCUACUAGUUUUAGACCAAGAAGUGUUUAGUCUCAUAUAUAUAUGUUUUUAAGUCUCAACUCAAAAAUCAUACACUUAAAAAUUAAUUUUACUACUUUUGCCCACUGAAUUUGCAAUAUGUAUUUAUAAUAGAAAAUUAAGAAAAUUUUUAAUUCAAAAGGAAGAAACAAUAUGAGGACCUAUAUAUAAAAUUAUCAUUCCUUGGUGGCCACAGUUGAUGUUUAGUCUCUACACAGUUCCUAUCCUUUUAUCGUAAACUUCAAAAAAUUAAAUCUGUAUUAUACAGAUAAAGACAUGCAGCUGCUUUUCAGUUAGAGGGUUUUGGUUUGUUUUUCUGCUAACUCUUGGUGCCUCAGAUGCUUCUGGAACUCAUAUGAUUCUCAUGAGCACAGAUGGAAGCCCCGGCCUCCACCUCAGCGCUUUCUAUAGGCAAACAUUGCGAACUGCUGGGUCCAUAAAGUAUUUCUAGAGAGCUGCAUAGGAUGUGAUGCGCGCCCUUUUGUCUCCAAGGUCAUAAUGGCUCUGCUGACUUUAAUUCCUUUCACUGGAGUUAGUGUGGACAACUCGAAAAUGCCAGAGAGAAUGAGAGCCCCCUACCCCAUGAUCCCAAAUGAAAAAGCAGGAGAACCCAGAAAUCCCCUCACGUGUUACCCCCAGCGGUUCCCUUUUGUGUUGUUCAUGCCAACACAGCAGCCAUCCUGCUGUAUAUAUAUCAGCUGCCACGCCUGUCUCCAUCACACUCAACACUGAUCACUUGCUGUCAACAACGAUGGGAAAGAUCACCUUCUACGAGGACCGCGGUUUCCAGGGCCGCUGCUAUGAGUGCAGCACAGACUGCCCCAACCUGCAGACCUACUUCAGCCGCUGCAACUCCAUUCGAGUGGACAGUGGCUGCUGGAUGCUCUAUGAGCGCCCCAACUACCAGGGCCACCAGUACUUCCUGAGGCGUGGGGACUACCCUGACUACCAGCAGUGGAUGGGCCUCAGCGACUCCGUCUGCUCCUGCCGCUCCCUUCCUUAUACCAGCUCUCACAGGAUAAGGCUGUACGAGAGAGAUGACUACCGGGGCCUUGUGUCUGAGCUCACAGAAGACUGCUCCUGCAUUCACGAUCGUUUCCGCCUCAGUGAGAUCUACUCUCUGCAUGUGCUGGAGGGCUGCUGGAUCCUCUAUGAGAUGCCCAACUACCGAGGCCGGCAGUACCUGCUCAGACCCGGAGACUACAGGCGCUACCAUGACUGGGGCGCCAUGGAUGCCAAAGUCGGCUCUCUGAGACGGGUCAUGGAUUUGUACUAAACCUCAUUUUGCUUGUUACAAUCCACACACAUGCAAUAAAUAUAUAACUUGUGUCCAUGGCAC
Molecule: messenger RNA, 2113 nt
Organism: Myodes glareolus (Bank vole)
Lineage: Eukaryota; Metazoa; Chordata; Mammalia; Rodentia; Cricetidae
Product: gamma-crystallin A
Biological process (GO): visual perception; lens development in camera-type eye
Molecular function (GO): structural constituent of eye lens
Source: RefSeq, a predicted model, not a curated record